UGAUUUCUUAGUAUUUAAUUCAUGGUCGUCGUACGUAAUCUUGUACAUGCAAAAAUUCAGCUUUAGCAUGAAUACAUAUCGUUGAAUCGUUUAAAACGGUUAGGAGAAAAUGGUUCGAAACGUUUACAGUGCUUCCAAAUAAAAUACCUAAGAAAGGUCCUGUCAUAGAUGAGAGAGCUAGACUGACUAAAGUCGAAAACAGAUUUUUGACAACGAAAUAAAAAGAGGAUGUAUUGCCUACAGUGGCUGAUUCCGUUGUUGCUAAUACCAAAGCCAGUAAAUCCGACGUUACUGCAAACGCAUGCCAUGUUCGUGAUGCUCUAUCUAAUUGGAUUCUUCCUCGAACGAAAACCAUGCACUAUAUGUAGUGUAGCAUUUUUUGCCGCGGUUUUAUUAAUUUGUUACGGUGGCAUAGGUAAUUGUCUCCUCUGGAGCACAAAUUGUGAUACAGUGAGAUGCGAUAGUAGUUAAGAUUAUUCAAACAAUUGGUUCUAGAUUCUACACUUGUCAUUACUUUUAUAUUUCUUUUAAGUGAACAGAAAAUUCAAUUAUAUUUUAUGAUAUAACCCAGUAGUAAACUAGCAUACAUGCAUACACCUACUUCAGCAUUGUGCAUAUAUGAUUUUCAAUGUAGUUUUUAUGGGUCCUGUAAUUGAUACGCAUACAUGUUUAUAUAUGUACAUAUGCAGCUAGUAUGUGUACGUAUACACUCAUUUAUAGAUGUAUGUACACGUACGGAAUAUAAAAAUCUGCAAAAUUACUAUGCCAUAAUGGAGUUUACAUAGAGCUGAGGAACUUUUAUGUAGGAUUACAACAAUUCAAAAUUACAAUAUGGUUAAAGUGUAUAAUCUUUGUACAUAUAACUAAAUUUGAGUUUAAUUUAAGUGUAUUAGCUAAUCAUGUGUGGUGUAUACAACACUAUUUCUCAACCAGGA
This is a messenger RNA of Megalopta genalis, 935 nucleotides long. It is a transcript of the gene bc10, whose product is annotated as BLCAP apoptosis inducing factor bc10. The record is from RefSeq and is a predicted model, not a curated record. Lineage: Eukaryota; Metazoa; Arthropoda; Insecta; Hymenoptera; Halictidae.